CUUCUCCUCUCUCCUCUGCAGCUGCUCCACACGUCACACCAUUAACUCACCCUCAUCAAUCCUCACUCUUCCCUUACAACACCUUCAUCAAACCUCAACCAAACUCAUCCAACAUCGCCGCCGUCAACAUGGUUCUCGACUACCUCCCACCCGUCAAGCCUUCGGCCAUCGCCCUCGGCACCGUCUUCAAUCAUGCCGCCAGCUUGGCUAUAAUGGGUCCAUUGUUUGGCGACACCUACCGUCGCGCCCAAGAGGCCAACUCCAAGGAAGAGUUCUUCAAGUCCAAGGAAGCCGCCUCGGCCGGCGUCGCCUGGGGAUCCUCUCUCGUCGGGUCUGCCGUUCAGUCCUACGGUGUUGGUGCUCUGAUCAACUCCACCGGCACUCUCAGCUACAAGGGCGCCGCCUACCUCGGCAGCUUGAUCUUCAUGGCCAGCUCUGCCCCCUCCUUCAUUGCCCAAGUCUCGACUGAGAAGAGACCCUUGGAUACAGUUGCCGUCGGUGCUUUGGCCCGUGUCUUCGAAACUGUCGGGCUGAGCUUGUUCUUGGUCUGGUGGGGCACUCGCACGAACCCCUUCGAGUAGAAGCCGAGUAGGGUCAGGUAGAUUGCCUGGAGGAGAGGGGAUGCAAUGAGAAAUAAGGGGCGUGGUGGAGCUGAGGAGCAAGGAUGGAAGUAUCUCCUAUAUUGAUUCACUCCCCUUCUACACCGGUGAAAUUGUUCCAAUCUGGCCACGUCGGCGUUGAGAAAACUCUCCAUAUCUCUACUGAGGUUCGUCAUGACGUGCGCAGUCCUGUUCGUCAAUGGCCACGCACCCGUGCUUCAUCCCUUUGCUCGCGGUCAGCAAACGCUCUACAUGUAUCGACGCACGGCAGCGGUUGGCAGGCGGAUGUCCUAGUUGCCCUUCCGUCAUCUCUCUGCUUUCAUCGAACCUGUGGCUGUCCCUCAUACGCUCAGUAGCUCUGCGGCUGCGAGAAACCUGAGGGAGAGGUGUAGACUGGCCAGGAACGACGAAAUCUCCAAGAGCCCCGCGGUUUCCCAACAGCAGUCUCGUUAAUUCACAUCUCAGUGCUUUCAAGGAAA
Neohortaea acidophila is the source of this 1078-nucleotide messenger RNA. RefSeq lists its product as uncharacterized. The record is from RefSeq and is a predicted model, not a curated record. The coding region runs from base 129 to 581 and encodes 150 amino acids. NCBI's taxonomy places the organism in Eukaryota, Fungi, Ascomycota, Dothideomycetes, Mycosphaerellales, Teratosphaeriaceae. The transcript has 3 exons.